GCGGCCACGAAGAUCCAGGCGUGGUGGCGGGGCACCAUGGUGCGCAGCUCCUUGCUGCACAUGGCGCUCAGGGCCUGGGUGAUCCAGUGCUGGUGGAGGUCCCUGCAGGCCCAGAGGCUGGAGCGGAGGCGGAGCCUGGCGCUGAGACUCUACACCUGUCAGGAGUGGGCGGUGGUGAAGGUGCAGGCCCUCGUCCGCAUGUGGCAGGCCCGCCGACGCUUCCACCAGGCCCGCCAGGCAGCCUGCAUCAUCCAGUCCUACUGGCGCUGGCACAGCAGGCAGACCCGAGGCCUGAUCCGGGGCCGCUACGAGGUCAAAGCCAGCAGGCUGGAGCUAGACAUCGAAAUCCUCCUGACCUAG
This is a messenger RNA of Echinops telfairi (small Madagascar hedgehog), 360 nucleotides long. It is a transcript of the gene IQCF6, whose product is annotated as IQ motif containing F6. Bases 37 to 360 code for a protein of 107 amino acids. NCBI's taxonomy places the organism in Eukaryota, Metazoa, Chordata, Mammalia, Afrosoricida, Tenrecidae. The transcript has a single exon. The record is from RefSeq and is a predicted model, not a curated record. Gene Ontology annotation, molecular function: calmodulin binding.